AUGGCAUCAAAUUAUAUGGGAGUUGGUGCUAAAGACAAGUGCCGGCGAUGGGAUAAAAAAGGGAAGGGCUACAUUUACGUUUCAAGACCACAAGUAAUAAAUAACUACAACUCUAACAUGGGGGGUGUUGACAAGAUGGAUUUCCUUAUUACCUUGUAUCGGACAUUUAUUAGGUCUAAAAAGUGGACUCUGAGAAUGUUUGCUCAUGCCAUAGAUAUGGCAUGCGUAAACGGCUGGUUGGAAUAUAAAGAAAAAGCUGCUAACAUGGGUGUGGCUAAGAAUGAUGUCCUAGAUUUGCUUCACUUUAGAGCCUAUGUUGCUGAGGUUUUAAUCUUGGCAGGAAAAACAUCUACUAGGAAAAGGGGGCGACCAGCAGCUGAUAGUCCCGGUCCUUCAACGCCCAAACCGUUAAAAGUAAGACCAGAAAUUAGACCAGUGGCCGAAGUUCAAUUAGACAGACUAGACCAUUUGCCAUCCAUUGACGAAAAAGACUUUGCAUCUAGGUAUAAAGUACCAGGCUGUAAAGGACGGUCAAGAAUUUUAUGCCAAAUAUGUAACGUUCACCUGUGCCUUACAAAAAAAAGCAACUGUUUUGCAAUAUAUCAUACAAAGUAA
Molecule: messenger RNA, 615 nt
Organism: Anthonomus grandis grandis
Lineage: Eukaryota; Metazoa; Arthropoda; Insecta; Coleoptera; Curculionidae
Product: piggyBac transposable element-derived protein 3-like
Exons: 1
Coding region: 1-615 (204 amino acids)
Source: RefSeq, a predicted model, not a curated record